GAACUCUCGAAAAUACCUGACAGCGAGUUUGAUUUGGAUCACCUGGAGAAGUGUGACUUAUUGCGAGCAUACAUAUCUGAGGUGCAACGCAUACGAUCUGUUGUACCUUUGGGAAUACCGCAUGGUGCCGUAAAAGAUUUCACUCUGGAAGGAUAUUUGAUACCGAAAAAUUGUAUGAUCAUCCCUCUACAAUGGGCCGCCCAUAUGAGUCGGUUGAAAUGGAUUGAACCCGAACUCUAUUGGCCCGAGAGAUUUUUGGAUGACAAUGGUCAUUAUCAACAGCCACCGGACUUCAUACCAUUCCAAACAGGUAAGCGGAAAGUGAAAUAUAUUUGUAAUAUAACACAGCCCGACUUGACAAUUGCACAUUGGAUAUGGCUAGCCAAUUGUAGUAGAUUAAUGCUCGCUGAAUCUAAAUGCGAACUAAGAAUUACUCUUUCACAUCAGGUUUUUUUUUUUAUACCAGUAAGUCCGUAAGGGGGUCUUUCUAACCAGUAAAUCGUAUCAUUCACGUACUAAAGCAAACACAAUUUCCACUACAUAUUU
Molecule: messenger RNA, 546 nt
Organism: Rhagoletis zephyria (snowberry fruit fly)
Lineage: Eukaryota; Metazoa; Arthropoda; Insecta; Diptera; Tephritidae
Product: cytochrome P450 306a1-like
Biological process (GO): xenobiotic metabolic process
Cellular component (GO): cytoplasm; intracellular membrane-bounded organelle
Molecular function (GO): oxidoreductase activity, acting on paired donors, with incorporation or reduction of molecular oxygen, reduced flavin or flavoprotein as one donor, and incorporation of one atom of oxygen; steroid hydroxylase activity; iron ion binding
Source: RefSeq, a predicted model, not a curated record